Metopolophium dirhodum (rose-grain aphid) is the source of this 2031-nucleotide messenger RNA. Its product is annotated as coiled-coil domain-containing protein 177-like. Bases 245 to 991 code for a protein of 248 amino acids. The transcript has 3 exons. The record is from RefSeq and is a predicted model, not a curated record. Lineage: Eukaryota; Metazoa; Arthropoda; Insecta; Hemiptera; Aphididae.
UCAAGUAAUCCGCCGAGCCACCCAGCCGAACAUAUAGAAUUGACCAAAAACUGAGCCCUGUCCGGCGAUCGGCCGCGUACCACCAGUCAGUUGUGUCACAACUGCCAUUCAGCGCGCGUCAGCCGUCUUCCUGCUCCGGUGCAAAGCCCGUGACCACUUACAAGCGCUUCAUUUCUGGAAGAUCUCCACGCUUCUUCGCAGCAAAACAGUUCAAUUUUCAACAGACCACAAACACUAACUAGAUAUGUCCGACCAGCAGGGAGACGACGGCGGCGACAAGUGGAGAAAAACGUCGCCAGGGCUCUCUGGGUCGGAUAAUCCGCAGUGCACGCCCAAGCAGAUCAAAGAAUUGACUUUGGACGAAUUGCGCCAGGACGAGAGACUGUGGACAGCGUACGAGAGAGGCUGGUGUGACUUCUUACAAUUGUACAUGAACAUGCAACUGAUGCAGUCGGAAACUUCCUACAUGUUGCCCGAACUCGCGCGGCCUGGGCUUCUGGGCCCCGCGGGUGCUGCAGAUUCCGGUGCAGCAGAGCAGGCCACUGCGCCGAGCGCACGCGAUCCUGAGAGUGCAUCUUCGGGAGGCGAUCCGGCAUCGGCUGCACCUGCAGUUGCAGCAGAUGUGACGGACUCGCAGGACAAGGCUAACGGCGAACCGGACCCAGUGCGUUCGCCGGGCAAGGUAGCCGAGGUGAAAGUGGACAACGGUCUGUCCAGACGGAUCGAUGUUCGCGUUCUGUCGUCGCGCAUAAAGCGCACUUACAAGUACGCCGACGUCCGCCUGUGCGAAUUCCAAGGACUUGGCCCGCGUGCUGUGGUGCAGGAUGACGACAAAGAUGAUCCGGAAGUGGUUGCUAAGCAGCUGUCAUCGAUCAGGAUCAAGAUCACGACACCGGAAGCGACUGAGUUCGAACUCGAUACAUUCGAGGAAGAAGCUGACGAGGACGCUGACGACGACGACGAUGAGAAGCCGAACGCCGACGACGAGUAGUUUCCGUCUGCUAGGAACACAGACAUUAUACUUUUUACGACAUAUAAUAACCACUUAUUCAUUUAAAUAUUAUAUUAUAAUCUGCUCCGGGGCUUGGAAGUUGAAGCACUAUAAUAGUCACUUUUUAGCGCUUUGAUGUGCAAUGCUUAUCGAAAUGCAAAAAUAUGCGCUAUCAGUAGAACUAAAAACUGAGAAACAUGAAAAAAAAACCUUUUUGGAAAAUCCAUUACAAUUUUGCUUUUUAUUUUUUUUUAAAUACUUUUAACUUUUGCCUUUAUUAUUAAUUUUAGAACUUUUAUUUCUGAAAAUACAAGAUUUAGGUAUUCGGGAACCAGGUAGUUGGACCAGCUGCUCCAUUACUACCAGCUGUUUUAUACAAUUCCAUAAUAAUUUUAAUUUUAAUAUUAUAGACAAUAUUAUGCUGGAUGAGCAAAUAUAAAGAAAAAAAUUCAACAAAAUGUUUUUUGACUACAUUCUUAUUUGAGAUGAGCAUACAAAUACAAAUUUAAAAAAUCAAAUUCAAAUUGUUUAUACAAAAAAGUACUAAAUAAGCAUUAUACGCUUAAAAAUAAAAUUUCGUAACUUUUAUGACAUCAUCUGCGGGAAAAAAAUUUGAAUCUUACUAUAGGAUACGUUUUAAGGCUUAACAAAAAAAAUAUGCAAAUGCUAGAACUUCCGAGCCCUGAAUUCAUUAUAUAUUAUUAUAUAUUAUUAUUAUUAUUAUUAUUAUAACGAGUAGAGUUUAGCUGUCUUUUUUAAAAUCCCAGUGUCUUUUCAUUAUUUCUCCGACACUGGGUUAUAUUUAAGAAUUCGAUUUAAUCAUAUAAUAUUAUAUUCAAAGCAUAAUUUUUUUUUCAAUUAAAUAUUAUUAAUUAUAUUAUAUUAUUUUUUAUUUUUGCGUUGACAUAAUAUUAAUAUACUUUAUACGCGCACAGUAGCGAUGCAGCUCACACGUAUAUUGUAAAGUAUAAUAAAUAUUAUAUGUCCAGAAAAUAUUCAAAUUUAAUUAAAAAUAAACAUAACGCUAUUAUAUACUGAAA